UAUUCCUCUAAGCUCGAGCUUCCCCAUGGACGCUGUGGAGUUGUUUAAGAGGCUUGGAGCCGGCGCAAAGUUUAAUUUUAAAAGAUUUGGCAGAGAUGCGGAAAGGUUUAAGGUUACAAGAUCUCAGCCGAAAGACAUCUCCAAUCCUUUGACUGAAAUCAGCUUCUUUGGCCAAACCAGAGAGGAGUCAGCUGAAGAACUCAGACCCGACAAUAAUGAGGAGCACGAAUCAGAUGAUGAUGAUUCGAUUGUCAUGGAUGAAUCAUUAAACAAGCCGAAGAAAAAAAGGAACAGGGAUAAACGAAAAGCUCAGGGCUCAGAAGAUGAGAGUAGUGAGGAUGAGGAGGAGGAGGAGGAGACAGGAAUUCAGUGGGUGUCUUCACAAGACAAGAAGGCGAAAGGACCAAAGAAAAAGGCAACAGAUGGACCAUCAGUAAAGAGAUUGAAGCAGCUUCAUAAAGAGAAGCUUAAUAAGAUCCGGCAUCAGAACAGGAUUAAUGUGCACGGCACCGACGUCCCAGACCCUCUUGGCACAUUCGAAGAGCUUCAGCAGGAAUACGAGCUGGAUUCCCGGAUCAUCCAGAACAUUAAAGCUGCUGGCUUUCAGACCCCCACCCCCAUUCAGAUGCAGGCCAUCCCGCUCAUGAUGCACAGACGUGAAAUCCUGGCGUGUGCCCCCACAGGCUCGGGUAAAACCAUAGCCUUCUGCCUGCCCAUACUGGCGCAUCUUCGUCAGCCGCUCAACAAGGGCUUCAGAGCGCUCAUCGUGGCACCGACGAGAGAGCUGGCCAGCCAGACACACAGAGAGCUGCUAAAACUGUCUGAGGGUUUGGGCUUCAGGGUUCACAUGAUUAACAAGGGAGUGGAUGCGGCUAAAAAAUACGGUCCCAAAUCGGCCAAGAAGUUCGACAUUUUGGUGACGACGCCAAACAGGCUGAUCUACCUGCUGAACCAGGAACCUCCAGCUGUUGAUCUCAGCAGUGUGGAGUGGCUGGUGGUGGAUGAGUCCGAUAAGCUGUUUGAGGAGGGAAAGAUGGGCUUCAGGGAGCAGCUGGCCACCAUCUUCCUGGCCUGCACCUCUCCCAAAGUUCGCCGAGCCCUCUUCAGUGCCACGUUCACCACCGAGGUGGAGCAAUGGUGCAAGCUCAAUCUGGACAAUCUCGUCUGUGUUAACAUCGGACCCAGGAACUCUGCAGCUGAGACGGUAGAGCAGGAGCUUUUGUUUGUAGGCGCAGAAAAUGGCAAGCUGCUCGCUAUGAGGGACCUGAUAAAGAAGGGGUUCAUGCCACCCAUGCUGGUGUUCGUGCAGUCCAUAGAGCGAGCCCGAGAGCUGUUCCACGAGCUGGUGUAUGAGGGGAUCAACGUGGAUGUGAUUCACGCCGAACGCACACAACAACAGAGAGAUAAUGUGGUGAGCAGCUUCCGUUCAGGAAAAAUCUGGGUGCUCAUCUGCACAGCGCUCAUGGCCCGGGGGAUCGACUUCAAAGGUGUCAACCUCGUGAUAAACUACGACUUUCCUACGAGUGCUGUGGAGUAUAUUCAUCGCAUAGGUCGCACAGGAAGAGCGGGUCAUAAAGGGAAAGCCGUUACGUUUUUCACAGAGGCUGACAAACCACUCCUGCGCAGCAUUGCAACAGUCAUAAAACAAGCAGGAUGUCCAGUUCCUGAUUACAUGAUUGGAUUCAAGAAACUAAAAAGCAAAGUCAAACGUCAUCUUGAGAAGAAACCGCCAAGAAGAUCAACGAUUUGCACAACGCCUCGUUUUCUCAUGAAAAAAAAUCCCGGCAAAGUAAUAAGGAAAAAAGGAAAAACUGAGGCAAAAUCAACUGGAGGUGAAACAAAUGAGUGUAAAAAUAACUGAGUUAAUAAAUAAACUUUGUAAAAAUAAAUUGUCCAAUAAAACUAAAAAGGUA
Molecule: messenger RNA, 1913 nt
Organism: Clarias gariepinus (North African catfish)
Lineage: Eukaryota; Metazoa; Chordata; Actinopteri; Siluriformes; Clariidae
Gene: ddx52
Product: DEAD (Asp-Glu-Ala-Asp) box polypeptide 52
Exons: 15
Coding region: 26-1861 (611 amino acids)
Biological process (GO): maturation of SSU-rRNA
Cellular component (GO): 90S preribosome
Molecular function (GO): ATP binding; nucleic acid binding; RNA helicase activity
Source: RefSeq, a predicted model, not a curated record